GCGCGCGAAGCGCCCCGCUUCUCGGUUGCUUCCUCGCCUUCGCCUCGGCAGACGGAGACGCGCGGCCCGGCCAGGAAGGGAGAGCGGGGUGGAGGCCGGCGCGUGCCCGACGGGGCAGAUGAGCCGGGAGGCGGGCUGCGCCGCGGGCUUCGCCGGAGGGCGAGGGGCAUGAGGCAGGGGGCGACAUGACCGUGCCGCUGCUCAAGAUCGGCGCCGUGCUCAGCACCAUGGCCAUGGUCACCAAUUGGAUGUCCCAGACGCUGCCGUCGCUCGUGGGGCUCAACGGCACCAUCUCCCAGGCCGGCACUUCCGAGAGAAGCACUCUCUUCCAGAGCCCCGAUGAAGGCUGGCAGGUCUACACUUCCGCUCAGGCCCCCGAUGGCAAAUGUCUGUGCACAGCUGUCAUCCCUGUCCAGGGCACAUGCUCCAGGGACCUGCGCAGCCGACAACUACGGCAGCUGAUGGAAAAACAGGUGCAAAACAUCUCCCAGUCCAUGGAGGUGCUGGACCUUCGGACCUACAGGGACCUGCAGUAUGUGCGCAAUACUGAGUCGCUAAUAAAGGGGCUGGACUCCAGGCUGAAAGUGGCCACAGAGAGUCAGAAAAAUCUGAAUGCCAAAAGUUUCCAGGAACUAAAGGACAAAAUGGCAGAGCUGAUGCCACUUAUCCCUGUGCUGGACCAGUACAAGUCAGACACCCGCACCAUCAUGCAGCUGAAAGAAGAAGUGAGGAACCUUUCGGGCAGCUUGCUGCAGAUCCAGGAAGAGAUGGGAGCCUAUGAUUACGAGGAGCUCCAACAGCGCGUGCUGGUCCUGGAAGCUCGCUUGCAUGCUUGCAUGCAGAAGCUAGGGUGUGGAAAGCUUACAGGGGUAAGCAACCCCAUCACCAUCCGGGCAUCAGGCUCCAGAUUUGGCUCUUGGAUGACGGACACCAUGGCCCCAAGUUCUGACAGCCGGGUCUGGUACAUGGAUGGCUACUACAAAGGCCGUCGUGUCCUGGAAUACCGUACACUCAAUGACUUCAUCACAGGCCAAAACUUUGUCCAGCACCUGCUGCCUCAUCCCUGGGCUGGCACCGGCCACGUGGUCUUCAAUGGGUCCCUCUACUACAACAAGUACCAGAGCAACAUAGUGGUGAAGUACCAUUUCCGUUCGCGGAGUGUGGUCGUGCAGCGCAGCCUCAACACCGCUGGCUACAACAACACCUUCCCCUACUCCUGGGGUGGCUUCUCAGACAUCGACUUCAUGGUGGAUGAGAAUGGGCUCUGGGCAGUCUACACCACCAACCAGAAUGCUGGCAACAUUGUAGUAAGCAGGAUGGACCCUGUCACGCUGGAGAUUCUCCGUAGCUGGGACACCGGCUACCCCAAGCGGAGUGCAGGUGAAUCCUUCAUCAUCUGCGGGACCCUCUAUGUGACGAAUUCACACCUGGCUGGGGCUAAGAUCUAUUUUGCCUACUACACAAACACUUCUAGCUAUGAGUACACGGAUAUUCCCUUCCACAAUCAGUAUUCCCACAUAUCCAUGUUGGACUACAACCCCCGGGAGAGGGUCCUCUAUACCUGGAACAAUGGCCACCAGGUCAUCUACAACGUGACUCUUUUCCAUGUCAUCAAGACUUCAGGAGAGUUAUAAUCCCAUAAGCAAAGAGGCCUCAACUCUCUCUCAGUUGUCAUUUUUGUUCAUUUUCUCUCUUAUCCUUGUGGGUUUGGGAGGUGGGGGAGCACUGUGGCCUGCAAACUCAGUGGCCUGGGAAAACACUCCGUGAUGCCAUUAUUUCUACAUAAUAAAGCAAACAGAUUUCUUCUUU
Molecule: messenger RNA, 1809 nt
Organism: Podarcis raffonei (Aeolian wall lizard)
Lineage: Eukaryota; Metazoa; Chordata; Lepidosauria; Squamata; Lacertidae
Gene: OLFM2
Product: olfactomedin 2
Exons: 6
Coding region: 186-1634 (482 amino acids)
Biological process (GO): signal transduction
Source: RefSeq, a predicted model, not a curated record